UGUACACUCUCUGGCUGUUGGUCUGCUGUCGUUGAACGGGUGCGAAACUGAUACUUUCGUCUUCUGAAAAGAACGUGAGGACUAACGGAAAUGAAUGUCCUGAGCUACGCUAUGUUCGCCAUUUGCCUAUGGUCUGUAAGCUGGUCAACUACAAGUGCCCAAGAGGCCUCAAGUGGCAAAGAAACAGUUCAAACAAAGACUGUAGACCUAGCUGAUGUUAGAAAACUGCUUCAAGCGUCGACCCCUCUUGUACUGCUCUGGGUCGACAGUUUUCCAUCGAAGAUAAAAGAUCUACGGUGCUGGAAGUCUUCCUAUUCUAGGGCUGCUGCUGCUGGUACCUUCACUCACAAUAUACAUGGAAAUUGGUUGGAAAAUACCGAGAGCACCGACGCUAAAUUAAAAAGACAUGAAGCUGAGGUCACCUUAGAACUGCUUGAAGUUCGUGGCAUAGCGACGCUUACAGUCACUUCAACGCCCAAUACUGAAUUUGUAGACCUUAUUAAGGGGAAUUAUCAUAUUUUUUAUGUUUCCUCUACUUGCAUUAUCUUGCGUGGACCUGUCUCAGAAAAGUAUCAGGGUUUAUGCACCGCCUGGGUUUCCGCUGAUACAGCCUCCUUUGUGCACAAAAAAUGCAAGGAAGCAUUUAUGACUCAUUGUACAACAAAUGAGCAGUGCAAUAAAAAUGAGGGAAGAAGACGUCGCUAGUGAAUAUAUGUAUGCAACAACAAAUGACGAGAAGAGCACCGAGGCAACACAGCUGCAUAAACAUAACAGUCGGUUCCUUGACUGUCAUGUGAUAAUUUUCGAAUUCUUACUAACAUAUGUACAUCACUGUACAUAUGUUGGAGCUCCUGGUCUCCUUUAGCUCGACAUACUUCUUGA
Dermacentor andersoni is the source of this 882-nucleotide messenger RNA. The record is from RefSeq and is a predicted model, not a curated record. NCBI's taxonomy places the organism in Eukaryota, Metazoa, Arthropoda, Arachnida, Ixodida, Ixodidae.